AUGGUCGGUGCUGAUAUCUGUGGCUUUGCCCUCAACACGACCGAGGAGCUUUGUGCUCGCUGGACCGCGCUCGGCUCGUUUUACCCAUUUGCCCGGAACCACAACGUCAAGGAUGUGAACUCGCAGGAAACGUACUUGUGGGACUCGGUGGCGGAGAUUGGCCGCAAAUUCAUUGGCAUGCGCUACCGCUUGUUGCCGUACCUGUACACGCUGGGCUACGAGGCCCAUGCAACAGGUAUUCCUAUCGCCCGAGCCAUGUUCUUCGAGUUUCCCGAAGACACCAACGCACGUUCCUCGCCGUAUGUUGAUAACCAGUUCAUGCUCGGAAGCUCACUGCUCGUGAUACCUGUGCUGACAGAGGGAGCUACCAACGUCACGGGAUACGUUCCUAAAGGCGUGUGGUAUGAUCUCUUCAACUACACCAAACUGGAAUCUGUUGGAGCCAAUGUUUCAUGGGAGGUUAGCUUGUACGACAUGCCCGUGCACGUCCGUGGUGGCCCGGUGUUACCAAUGCACCAGGCGGCGCUCACUAGUACGUCCGCGCGUACUACGCCGUACAGCUUGCUGGUGGCUUUAUCGGCCAAUGGCACUGCGAACGGUGAGCUGUAUCAGGACGAUAUUGACGCGGUCAACGGCGACGAACACUCGACUGUUGUCAGCUUUACCGUCUCCGGUAGCGAGCUCAGCAGUAAAGUGGUGCGCAACAAUUACAGCGGGGGCGACUUCACCGACUUGAUUACGGAUGUGAUCGUGCUGGGUGUUCCAACAAAGCCAUCGCAAGUGAUUGUAAGCUCGAGUGACACUGUGCUGGGCUUCUCGUACAAUGAGACUCUGGAAGCGUUGACGAUCGACGCGAGUGGCGCGAACCUCAGUGUGACACAGGACUUCACUGUAUCGUGGCUAUAAAGUCGACACUGUCCCUCCGAUUCAUUUGAAUCAGACCUGCGGUCUUUUGGGGACUCUCACUGUAAAAGAAGUAAAAAGUGCCCAAGUGGUGGCAGUGCGAGUCGACACGUUGACGUCGGGGUUAAAUGUUUUGCUAUUACUGCAGUGAACCGAAAUGAUCGUAGGUGUGUUGCUCGAUUAAUUACUGUAAAGAACCAAAACAAGAUAUUUCAAGCAG
Messenger RNA from Phytophthora nicotianae INRA-310, 1123 nucleotides. RefSeq lists its product as hypothetical. NCBI's taxonomy places the organism in Eukaryota, Oomycota, Peronosporomycetes, Peronosporales, Peronosporaceae. The record is from RefSeq and is a predicted model, not a curated record. Gene Ontology annotation, biological process: carbohydrate metabolic process. Gene Ontology annotation, molecular function: hydrolase activity, hydrolyzing O-glycosyl compounds. The transcript has a single exon. Bases 1 to 906 code for a protein of 301 amino acids.